Molecule: messenger RNA, 4452 nt
Organism: Solea senegalensis (Senegalese sole)
Lineage: Eukaryota; Metazoa; Chordata; Actinopteri; Pleuronectiformes; Soleidae
Gene: sox6
Product: SRY-box transcription factor 6
Exons: 17
Coding region: 405-2750 (781 amino acids)
Biological process (GO): positive regulation of chondrocyte differentiation; central nervous system development; regulation of transcription by RNA polymerase II
Cellular component (GO): nucleus
Molecular function (GO): RNA polymerase II cis-regulatory region sequence-specific DNA binding; DNA-binding transcription factor activity, RNA polymerase II-specific
Source: RefSeq, a predicted model, not a curated record
AGAGAGAGACAGCGAGAGAGAGAGAAACAGAGAGACAGAGAGAGAGAGCAGGUAUUGGCGAACAACAAAAGCCACUUGUAGUUUGUGGACAGCUCAACUUCACUCAGAGUACAGACACGGGAUCCCCACGCAGCCGCCGCCGCGUGUGAGUGUAGACUUUUAAGUUUUCAGUCAACAGCAGAAGAAGAAGAAGAAGAAGAAGAAGAAGAAGAAGAAGAAAAAAUAAAAAAAAGCCUCAGCGCUGAGUCGAGUUUCGUUCGCGCACGAGGAAAAGGACGCACAGUUUAUCCACUCCACUCCACGGCUCGAUCACUAAGGUUACUUACAUGCAUUCAAGAUCAACUGACCAGUGAUUGGUGGAAGCUGGGGAUUGAGUCUUUCACUUUUUAACCCCGCACGCUGACAUGGAGGGCUUUCUACGUAGCAGCUUUUUACUGAGCAGAGUCAUGUCUUCCAAGCAAGCCACCUCCCCUUUCGCCUCCGUGGUCGAUGGGGACGACGCCAUGAGUCAAGAGCACUUGCCUUGGGAGAAAGAGGAGAGCGCCGAGGCCCACGGCACGCCACAGCUGCCCCUGCACAGUCUGCUCCACGGCAAGGCCCAUCCCGACGAGGUGCAGCAGCUCAGCAGCGUACCGCCGGAGAGCGACUGGGACAGCCUGGUGUCAGCACAGCAGCGCAUGGAAUCCGACAGCAAUAAAGUAUGCUCCCUGUACUCCUUCCGGAACAAUUCGACUUCCCCACAUAAGCCAGAGGAGGGGGCCCGGGAGCGAAGUGACCUGCUGAGCGGAUCAGCGUUUGGAACGCCGGAGCGCCGCAAAGGAAGCUUGGCAGAUGUAGUGGACACGCUGAAGCAGAAGAAGAUGGAGGAGAUGACAAAGACAGAGCAAGACGAAACGUCAUGCAUGGAGAAACUUCUUUCUAAAGAGUGGAAAGAGAAGAUGGAGAGGCUGAACACCAGCGAACUUUUAGCAGAUGUAAAAGGAACUCCAGAGAGCUUGGCAGAAAAGGAACACCAGCUCUCCACAAUGAUCACCCAGCUCAUCAGCCUGAGAGAGCAGCUUCUGGCGGCUCACGACGAACAGAAGAAGCUCGCCGCCUCACAGAUGGAGAAACAGAGGCAGCAAAUGGAGUUAGCUCGUCAGCAGCAGGAGCAGAUUGCAAGACAACAGCAGCAGCUCCUGCAGCAGCAGCACAAAAUCAACCUCCUCCAGCAGCAGAUUCAGCAGGUCCAGGGUCACAUGCCUCCGCUCAUGAUCCCCAUUUUUCCACACGACCAACGCACUCUGGCAGCCGCCGCCGCCGCACAGCAAGGCUUUCUCUUCCCCCCGGGAAUGUCUUAUAAGCCAGGUGAUAACUACCCGAUGCAGUUCAUUCCAUCCACGAUGGCAGCUGCGGCAGCGUCAGGACUCAGCCCCCUCCAGCUCCAGCAACUGUAUGCGGCCCAGCUUGCCAGCAUGCAGGUCUCUCCUGGAUCCAAGAUGCCUCCACUCCCCCAGCCCAUCAACGCCAGUGGGCCCAUCUCCCCCUCCUCGCUGAAGAACGACAAGAGUUCCUCCAGCCCCAUCACUCAAGUCAAGGAGGAAGGAACACAGCCGCUCAACCUGUCUGCUCGGCCAAAGACGGCAGACAUGGUCAAGUCUCCCACGUCCCCAACACAAAACCUGUUUCCCGGCAGUAAAAACAGCCCAAACAACAGUCUUCUUGUCAAGGGCGGUAUCCCGAGUCCACUGGGAGGACUGGGACGGGGCUCGUCCCUCGAUAUUCUGUCCAGCCUAAACUCUACCGCGCUGUUUGGGGACCAGGACACGGUGAUGAAGGCCAUCCAGGAGGCGAGGAAAAUGAGGGAGCAGAUCCAGAGGGAGCAGCUGCAACAUCACCAGCAGGGCAUGGAGGCAAAGCUGUCCGCGCUCACUUCAGUGGGCCUCAACAACUGCAGAGUGGACAAGGAGAGGGCGCACUUUGAGAACACCGGGCACCACCUCGGAAAGCUGGGUGAGGAAGGGAAGAUUGGCCACCGAGUUAUUGACCUCACCAGGCCAGAGGAUCUAGACGGAGGUGCAGGAUCCCUCGAGGCGCGAGUCUUCAGGGAAUCUCGGGGAAGGAACAACAACGAGCCCCACAUUAAAAGGCCGAUGAAUGCGUUCAUGGUGUGGGCCAAGGAUGAGCGGCGCAAGAUUCUGCAGGCCUUCCCCGACAUGCACAACUCCAACAUCAGCAAAAUCUUGGGUUCUCGGUGGAAGUCCAUGUCCAACCAGGACAAGCAGCCAUACUACGAGGAGCAGGCCCGUCUGAGUAAGCUCCACCUAGAGAAGUACCCAAACUACAAGUACAAGCCGCGGCCUAAGAGAACCUGCAUCAUUGACGGAAAAAAACUUCGCAUUGGAGAGUACAAGCAGAUGAUGCGCUCGCGGCGACAAGAAAUGAGGCAGUUCUUCACCGUGGGACAGCCACCACAGAUUCCCAUCACGACUAGCGCCAGCAUGGUCUACCCGGGGGCCAUCACCAUGGCAACCACCACACCCUCACCCCAGAUGACAUCAGAGUGCUCAAGUGCCUCAGCGAGUCCCGAGCCGCCCAUGCCCGUCAUACAGGCCACCUACAACAUGAAGGUGGAGCAGCACGCCAUGGCGAACAACAGCGAGCCCAUCAACGGCGAGGACGAGAUGGACAUGUACGAGGACUUCGAGGACGAGCCCAAAUCAGACUAUAGUAGUGAAAAUGACACGCACGAGCCGGUGAACGCCAACUGAGAGCGGGGUUAACGCAGAGGAGGCCAACGCAGACGCGACACUCACACGGGAGGACGCCCAGAGGGCCGGCGUGAUCCGAGGGAGGGAAAUGAACGGCAAAAUUUAAAAAAAAAAAAAAACUCACACACGCCAACAAAAGGAUGUUUUUAAAGAAUAACAACGACGGUGUGUCAUUUAGGAGCCAGCAUGCACAUGUGGCUCCAUCAGAAUCAAAAGCUAAUUGGUCUUAAGUGUUUCUUCAGAGUGUGUGAAGCAGUUUGGUUGUGGUAACCUAGUUUGUUUGUUUUUUAAUGUCAUUUUUUGUUGUUGUUUUUUUUCAUUGUGAUCAUUUACAGUUAAUUUAAUGCCUAGAGAACAAAAGACGGAACUUGAAAUUGAACAACUGAUAUUUGAAACAUAUUAUAUAUAUAUAUCCAUAUUUGGUUUAAGAUUUGAAUCCUCGGCAGCCAUUUUUUUUUCUUUUCUUUUACAUUUUCCUCUUCAAUUAGAUGUUCAAGAUUGGAAUAAUAUACUUACUCAGGUAUAGUGUGUCAGCCAACAGCUUGUGAAUGUUUAAAUCAAGAGUAAAAUAUCACCAGAACAAAAUAUCUCAAAAUUCAUAUUGGGUGAUUCCAAGAUAUUUAGAGGAAAUGCAUUAUUAUUAUUACCAUUAUUAUUAUUAUUAUUAUUAUUAUUAGUCAUGUUUUUGUGUUGGUUGUUAUUACACAAAAUUUAGUGCUGAAGUGCCAAACAUUUCAAGUUGUUUCUUUAAAAAAAAAUCUGUAGUCUUUUUGGGAGAGGCUUUGUGAGUCUUAGACAAUCUCUUGAUCUCUUAAUGCAGCUUCAUUAUCCAGAGUCUUUCCUUCAUUUUACCCGACACAGAACAAACAAAUGAAAACUCAGGAACUUGGAGGAAGCAGGCUCCGCGGGGGUGGGGUGGGGUGGGGGGGGGGCCACAGCGCACAACAUCUCUGACGCUAUAGCUGUUCUCCUGGGAGCCCAAUGCAGUGAUCAUCAAUGAAAAUGGCCGGCCCCUUUCAUUUUUUUUCUCCAACCUAGUCCACGCAGAGCGCCGCGGCAUCUCUCGCUAACUUCCAGCUCUGCAUCCCAGUCUGACUCACCAAGUUCUUAAUCAGAGCGAUUGUAAUCAGGCCAGGAUGCUGGAGGGCCAAAGGCCUCCAAUCUGUGGGAUUGGAACAGCAGUGAAAGGCAGCUUUGGGAGCAUUAAAAUCUCAAAUUGAUGUCGUACAAUGUGUAGCUACAGUAUGUUCUGAUAAAGGCCUUAGCCCCAUUUUGGACAGCAAGUUUAAAGUCUUAGGUCUGAGAGCUUCAUUUUGUUUUUCAAUCUUAAUUCUUUUUAGACAUUGUAAAUCUUAAACUGACACUAAGAAGUCUUAAAGCAGAGCACAGUCAUUGGGUCGAUGCAAUACGUUCAUUACUGAAGCAGUCUUACAGUUUAUGAGGAUAUUUCUAAAUGGAGGGACGGACGGACGCUUAAAUUAUGAUUUUUUUCAAUUACCUCGUAUGACAAAGGUAACUUAAAAGCGGAUUUUUGCACGCCUGCACUUAAAUUGAUUCUCCUCCCGUCACCUUUGAGCCUUAUUUUAUUUCUAAUAAUCUUAUCAGCUUUCCGAAAUGCACUUAUCCCUUGCGUGAAAUGAUGACAACAUGCAAUGACUCAGAAAAACAAGAAGGACAAACAGUCUCUGUCCUAAUUUCAGCA